Molecule: messenger RNA, 8753 nt
Organism: Drosophila miranda
Lineage: Eukaryota; Metazoa; Arthropoda; Insecta; Diptera; Drosophilidae
Product: protein lava lamp
Exons: 9
Coding region: 322-8421 (2699 amino acids)
Source: RefSeq, a predicted model, not a curated record
CAGACUGUUAUUUUGCCCAAAAACACUACAACACACGUCAUUUGCCACGAAUUCCCAAAAACUUUGACUGGAGUUGCACCAGAUUUAUUAUGGACAUUUUGAUAUCUUAAACACAAGUCGGUUGAUACGCUCUCGUUGCAUCCAUCAUAUAUCUGCCAAUGUCGAUAGCUAGCGAAGCGAACUUCAGCAACGACACCACACGACUUUGGAAAUAUCCUCCAAGGAGAUAGCCAGUGCUAUAUUUUGUUUUUCCAUUAUCUAGUUUUUUUUUUUGAUACUUAGGUAGGGUGAUUGUAAUUGACGCGAGUCGACGACGUCCACAUGGCUGAGAACACUGCCAAGGAUGCUGCUGGCCUGGAAAGUUCAUUGGAUUUUUCCAUUGUCCAGCAAAACGAAAACGAAAAUGCCAAAGGAUAUACGCAGAUAACGGGCAGCUCGAGUGAUUUGUCCCUGAUACAAAAUGUAUCCACCAGCACAACGAUAGGCGGUGGAGGUGGUGGCGGAGGCAGGGGCAAAGGUCGCCUGGAUAGUCUAAAAGAAAAUUUGUCCAAACAACAGGAACGUUUGAUGGCACUGCGGGAGCGAGCGCAACGGCGGCCCAGCAAGAGUGAAUCCAUGGAAUCGCUGAAAAUACUGGGACAGAAGCUGACCGUUAUCAAGGCGCGGUCUGGUGGCAUCGCAGUGAGCGAUGCCUCCACUCCCCUGGCUACGCCCACAAAGGAAAAAAAGGACGACUCUCUGGAAAUUUCGUUGCUGCAGCCUAGUGGCAGUGAAAAACUUCUGAUGCUCACACAGCGCACGGAACAGAAUCGGGCGCUGCUCGAACAGCGAAAGCGAGAUAUGGCCAAAUCGCUGCUCUCCGUCAGGUCUGGCCUCAGCCAAAGUUACAGUCACAGCCACAGCCACACCAAUGCCGAUCUGGGCUCCUCGAUGACUGACCUACGGCAGGCCGUGGCGCCAGAGGCCAAUGCUCACGUCUCCCGACAUCGCUCUGCCUUGGAUCUGCAGCAGCAGCAGCAGCAGCAAGCAGACGAAAUGGACGAGAAUCGGAUGAAGUUGCUAAAGAACAGGAUGAGGAUCACCGAGCUCAAACAGAGCCGGCAGGAGCAAGAAAUGCGCCAAGAGCUAGCCAGGCGGGCCAGUCUCAUCGAGCAAUUGGAACUGUCCGGGGCCGAGCUGCAGCGCACUCUAACGCGGAGAGACGAAGAGUUGGAACAGAUGCGUGCAGAUGUGGUGCCCGAGAGAAACAGCCUGCAAGAACAGGAGUACUCUAGACUUCACUCUGAGGUGGCGACCAUGAAGGAGCGCCUGUCAGAGCUUGAAAACAUCAACGACAUGCUGGAGAUGACGCGAUGCGAGCUCACUGAGGAGCUGAGUACGGCGCGAGAGCAGCUGCAGCAGAGAAGCCAACCCGAGUCGACUACCACAGAGGUGCAGGUCAAUGAAGAGCUGGCCAAGCAACUGAGCGCCCUCCAGGCAGCCUACGAUGAAUUGCGGCGGGAGGCCGACUCCCCCACGAAGCUGGAGGUGAGCGACAGCAACGUCUCCGAGCGUCUGAUCCAGCUGGAGGCGACGAUAGCCGCGCAGUGCUUACAACUGGAGGAACAAAAGGCGGCCAUGGCCAGUCAGAGUGAAGAGCUGGCCGAGAAGACAACUGAAUUGAAUGUGCUCAAUGUGAACCUGCGCCUGCUUGAGGAGAAACUCGCCCAGAGCAGCCGGAGCAAGCCGCUAUUUCUGGACGAGGAGGACUCCUCGGCGGCCAGCGAGCAGCUGAAGGAAGAACUUCAACAGCUGAAGCAGAAGCUGGACGAGUCGAACAAGGUCAACAUCAAGCUAAAGCUAAAGUGCAAGCAGGCCGAGAAGCAGUUGCAGAAGAUUCAGGCCCAGGACAGCCAGCAGGAAUUGGCCGCUUUGGCGGCCGAGAACGAGACUCUGCAACAGCGAAUCACUGUACUGGAGGACGAGAAGGGCCAGUGGCAGUUGUCCAAUAUGCUGGAAGAGGGCGAUGGAGAGGCGCAGGGACAGACGCAGCCUGAGAUCAAUCCACUCCAAAGGGAGGCCGUCCGACUACUGGAGGAACAGAAAAUGGAGUUGCAGCAGGCCCUGGAGGCUCUGCAGCAGGGCAACGAGUCCGCCCGCGUGGAGUCCGAGCUGAGCGAAGUCCACUUGGAGGAACAUCUCUCUCAGCGCGUCCAGCAACUGGAGCAGGAGGCCCACGAGCAGAUCCAGCAACUGCAUGCACUCCAGGCCGAGAAGGAGGCACUCGACAAGAAGCUUUCGCACUAUGUAAACGAGAACAUGGAGUUGCUGGACAAGCUGGAAAAGAUCAGUGCCUCCAGUUCCGCCGAGUCCAUCGAAAUUGUUGAGCGGCCGUCGCAGCAGCAGCUGGAAUGCUUCGCCCCCCGUCGUCCGGCCAGCGAGGGCGAUGCCCAGGAACAGAAGCAGCAACAGCAGCAAGAGGAGGAAGAGGCGACGGCGGCGCCCAUUCCCCGGCUGCCCAGUGUCGUGAGUGAACUUACUCAAACGGAUCUCACGGCCGAUGCCAGCGAGAGUCUCAACCUGCUCAGGGAAGAGCGCAGCGAACUGCUCCAGAGGAUCGAGCUGUUCUCCAACGAGCGACGCGAGGUGCUCGAGAAGAUGGAACAGCUGACGGCGGAGAAUGGCGACUUGCAGGCGAGACUGGAUGGCCAGAAGGAGCAACUGAUGCGCCUAACAGCUGACAACUCCCGGCUGGAGUCAAGAUUGAGCGAAGGACAUCAACUGAGCGAGCGCUCGAACCUCUCGCAGGAGCUCAGUUCCAUGCAGCGCUCCUCAGAGGUGGUGGCUGCCCUCGAUGCCGGCGAAGGUGGUCCCGCCCUCUUCGACAAGUGCGAGCGAUCCCUCAGCAAAUUGAACUCCGAGCUGGAGGCGUACCGCAAGGCCGAUCGCCAGGCCAAGAUCAACGCGUCCAAGAAAUUGGCCAAGGAGGCCAAAAACUGCCACACCCAGCUGACGGAACUCCUGCAGAAGGUGAAGGAAGCCAGCACGGCGGUGGAAACGGUCACUGUCGUGGAGACAGUGGUAGCUGUGACGGCUCCCAAUGGCAAGGCUCUGGCCGAGUACGAAAAACUUACGGCACAGAAUGCAGAGCUCAAGGCAGAACUGUCCAGGCUGCGCCUAGAGCUAGAAGAGCUCCAGGAUAGCUACGAGCCAGCCCCAGCCUCAGCCCCAGCCCCAGCCCCAGAGCCCCAAUUGGCCAUUGCAGCGGUGGAUGAGCAUCAGGCAGAUCUGGCGAAGGAAGUGCAGCAAUUGCAGACUACCCUGGAGGAACACUUGCAGACAAUAGCCGAUCUUCGCGGCGGGGAAUCCGAACACCUGCAGUUGAUAGCCUCGCAGGAAGCCAGGCUGACGCAGCUCCAGCAGCAGGUGGAGCAGUUCCAUCAAGUGCUGAGCAAUAAGGAAAUGGUCCACGAGAAGUACAUGGAGCAACAGACGCGGAUUCGACGCGAGCUGGAGGCUCGCGCCGAGUCUAUGGAGGGGGAGAUGAGCAUACUCCAGGCCCUGGUUGCCGAACAGAAGCAGCAACUGAUUGAGAAUCUCAGCGAGAGCGAGCACACGCUCAAUCUGAAGAUCCUGGAGCUACAGUCCGCCCAGGCGGAGAUACGGGAGCUGCGCGCCAAGGAGGAAGAUCCCGGCCAUCUCAAGGAGUCGCUGAGGGUGAGCAAGUCCCUGGCCGCGCAACAGGUGAGCGAGCUGGCUACCAAACAAGAAACGAUCGAGGCCCUCAACCAGCAGCUGCAGGAGUUGUACCAGAGCCUCGACCAGGCCAAGCAGGAAGAGCAGCACAAGCAGCGAGAUCUGCGCGAGAAGCUUAAGAAGUACGCCCUCAACCUGAAGAAGCGCAGCCAAGAGAACGCCGAACUGGAGCAGAAGCUCAAGGAGCUCUCAGAGCGGCCCCAGGAAGCGGCCAUAGAUCACGAGCUGGUGGACAACCUGCAGCAGCAGGUGGCGCGCCUCAACGAGGAGCUGAAGACCAAGAUCCAUGCGAAUCUGGAGAGUCGCGACGCCUUGCGCCAACUCAAGCAGCAGCUCCAAGAGCAGGAACAUCUCCUGCAGCAGUGCGACGAGGAACUGCAGAACACGGUCCGUGCCAACACCGAGCUGCGACGCGAGCAGGCCCAAUGGGAGCAGAAGCAGUCGGAGCAGGAGCACCGUCUGGCGGAUCUGUACCGCCAGCUGGAGCAGAAGUCCACCAAGUUCGACAAGUCCAAGGAGGUGAUCAAGCACCGCAAUGCCACCAUUCAGACAUUGCAGCGCGAGCUUCAGCAAGUGCGCCUGCAGCUCGAGGGCAAAUCGGAGGCAGCAGUCGAGCCUCGCGAGGAGGAGGCGCAGCUCAGGGUCCAGCUGCAGGAGGCCCAGAAGCAAAACUUGCUGCUGGCCCAGCAGUAUGCCAGCGACAAGGCCGAUUUCCAGGGGACCGUCGGCCGCCUUGAGACCAUUCACGGAGGCAUCCAGGCCAAGCUGCAGCAGGAUGCGUCCUACAUCGAGUCCCUCGAGUCGCAGAACACGGAGCUGCUCGCCAAGAGCGCCGCCCUGGAGGAACAGAUGGCCAGUCUGGCCAACCAGCAGGCCGCGGCCCAGGAUCGGGCCAGUCUCUUCGAGCAGCAGCUGCAGCAGAACUCCUCCCAGCAAAAGGAGCACGAGACGCAGCUGCGAGAGCGCGUGCGAGAGCUGGCCGAACGGGAGCAGGCGCAUAACCGCCAAAUGGAGCUUCUGGCCGGCGAGUCGGAGGAUUCCCGCGAGCAACUGGUCCAGCUUCGAGCGGAGUACGAGGCGCUGAGGGUCAAACACAGCCAGUUGAUGGCCCAGGCCCAGGCGGAGCGCGAAACGAUGAGCAGCCACAGCGAGGAAGAGUUAGCCGAUCUCCGCGAGCAGCUGACCCUCAGGGAGUCGGAGCUGCAGCGCCAGCGGCAGGUGUACGAUGCCAAACUGGCCGCCAAGGCUACCGAACUGGACGAGAUCGAGUGCGACCUCAAUGCUCACAUGGAGCGCGCGACUGCCGAGAGUCGCGAUCUCACCCAGCAGCUGGAACGGGCCCAGGAGCAGAUCAGCCAACGGGGCGAGGAGCUCAGUCGCGUCAGCGAGGAGCUGCAGGAGGUGGAGCGGGAACGUUCCACCUUGAGCCGCGAGGUGACGCUGCUCCGGCUGCAGCAGGAUAGCGCCGAGCAGGACGUCUUGGAGCUGCAGGAGCUGCGGAUGCAAGUCAUUCAGGACAAGACGGAGAUGGACAACCUGCGCUCGCAAAUCGACUCGCUCUGCGCGAACCACACCCAGGAGCUGCAGCUCCUCCAGCAGCAGAUCGCCGAAUGGGACACCCUCGGCCAGAACCAGACCGACGACCAGGUCUACAUCGAGACAGAGAACAAGCGGUUGGCCGAGCAACUAGUCGAACUGCAGGCGCGCCUUGAGGAGCAGGCCAGACAGCUGGCCGUCGCUCGACAGAGAUCAUCGGAGGCAUCUGUUUCCACUUCUUCCGCUCCAGCUGCAUCCUUUUUCUUUGCCAGCGAUGCCGCUGCGGCUCCAUCACCCUUCGACGAGAUUGUCCAGCCUCCGAGGAACUUCAGCCAGCAGUUGUCCGCUGCCCCUCCCCAGGCCACGCUGCCUCCCCCGCCCACAAUCGAGGAUUUGCAGCGGAAUGUCUCGGAUCUGGAGAAGCAUGCCCAGGACCUGGAAACCAAGCUCUUGGCCCGCAAUCAGGCGGUUUCCGACCAGGAGCGCCGUCUGGCAGAGCUGGAGCGACAGCUGCACGAACGGGAUGAACAGCUGGCAGAGAUUAGGGCUGCCAAAGAGGAGCGCGAGCGACUUGCAGCCCUCGAGAAACUGAUCCUACCGACGGCGGCGCCCUCGCUGGAUAUGUUCUUUGGCGUGGGUGGCCCGGGCGACACUGUGCCGGAUGCGUCCACCCGUCAGCAGCUGGACUGGGGUCAGCCUCAGACCGAGCCCGUGGUGGAGCCAAUGAUUGCACCAAAGAAAGCGUACAUCUGCCAUCCGCAGCAGGAGGGGGAGCAGGCAAUCGACUGGGGCGUCGACGAGGAUCCCUGGGCCAGUGCCGCAGCCGCCCAAGCCACCCAGGACACUGAGAUCCGCACACAACCCGAUGGUGAGGCACUGCACGCGAGGAUUGAACAGCUUGAGCAGCAGUUGGCCACAGCCGAACAGCAAAAGUCCGAGCUUCAGACGAAAACCGCAAAGCUAUUGAAACGCCUCAAGGAGUACAAGAGCAAGGCCCAGGUCACAGUCACCGCAUCGGACAACGACCUCGACGGGGCCAUCAUCGAGGAGCUGAAGCAUCAGCUCCAGCUGCAGGAGGCCCGCCAGGCAAAGAACGAGGAGCUUGUGCAGCAGCACUCCCUCGAGAGGGAGAAACUGAGCAAGCGCAUCGAUGUGCUCACCGCCGGAAAUGAUCGCAUGGCCGAGUUGAAGGAGCGCCAGGACAGGGACGUGCAAAUGUACCAGGCACGCAUCCGCGAGCUCCAGGAGAAGCUCACCCAGCUGGACCAAUGGGAUGUACCAGCCCCAGUUGCUGCCCCACCUUUGGAUGCGGCGCCUGUGGAUACUGUACCCAAGGCCAGCGAUGCAGAGUCCCUCAUUCAAAUUGAAAAUCUACAGGCGGAAAAUAUGGACCUAAAUGUCGAGUGUCAGGAAUUACAGUCACAGCUGCGGGAGGAGAGGCGUCAGGCCCAGUUGGCAGAGGAGACGGCUGCCCAGGCCCAGGCACAGCGGGAAGAGUUGAGGGAACAUCUGUCUCAGUUACAAGCGGAGCUGGAAGAGCUUCGAGGCAGCCAGGUGGAGGCUAAUGAGCUGCAGAGCCUCAAACUAGAGGUGGAGCAGCUGAGGAGUCGGCAGUCGGAGCUCGAGGAACUACGUACCCAGAAACUGGAUCUGGAACAGGGCCUGCGGCAACGGCAGGCCGAGAUUGAGGAGCUGCGACAGACCCAGCGACAAGCCGAGCAAUCAGUGGCGUCGUCCGCCUCGUUCAGUGACGAGCAAAUGGCCCAGCUGCAGGAAAAGGAGUCGGAGAUUGUGCAUCUGAAGCAGCGCAUCGAGGAACUGAUGCGCGAGGACCAGACCGAAAAGUUGGUGUUUGAGAUACUGACCAAGAACCAGGAGUUGCAGCAGCUGCGCAUGCAGAUCAAGCAACUAAAAGAGGACAGGGAGGAGCCUCCACCUCCGCCUCCGGUGGCAGCAACAGAGACAGAUCAAGAGCUUCAACAGCUGCGGGCGCAGUGCCAGCAAAUGUUGCUGGAGAAGUCCGACAUGGAGGAGGAGUUGCACGUGCUUAACAACCAUGUGUUGUCGAGCCUGGAGCUGGAGGAAAAAAUGAAGCACACGGUUCUCGAGCUGGACACCAAAAACAUUGAAAUAGCCGAGCUGCGCAAGUCCCUGGAACUGCUCCAGCAGAGUCAGAGUCCAGCACAGAUCCCGGAUCUGGAUGCCCUCAACCAGCAAUGGGAGGCGGUGGUGGAGCAAAAGUGCGGAGAGGUGGCCAGCAUCUGGCAGGAGCAUCUUUCCCAGAGGGAGGCUGCAUUCAAGGCUCAGAUGGAGCAGCAGCUGCAGCAGCAGCAGAUGAAAUAUCCUACUGAGUCAGCCGUUCCCCAGGCAGAGGACAGCGAUAACUUGCAGAGAAUGCAGAAAGCCCUGGAGACGCAAGAGACGGAGAUUGUCACACUCAAGGAGCAGCUGGCCAUUCGCUCGGCCGAGUAUGCUCGCCUCGCUGCCCAGUACGAUCCCUUCCGGCUGCAGCAUCAGCGACCCGGCGGCACUGGUGCAGACGACGCUCAGUCAGAUUACGUGCUGAAGGCGGAUCUCGACUAUGCACUGAUGAUGCUCCAUCAGCGGGACAUGCGGGUCGAAGAGAUGAUACUCGAGCUGGGCCAGUUGUUGCAAGAGCGCGACCACCUGCAGCUGAAAUUGUCGGACACUCUGCGGCAGCUGGAGGCAGAGCGCGUUCGUGCCAGCGAGGACCCUGCACUGGCAGCCAGUGCCGAGAGCAGUGCCAAUGUCUCCUCAUCGACCGCGUCGAGCAACGACAACAGCAUCGAUCUGGCGGCCGUCCCCAACUCCAGAGGCAGUGAUUUGGAGCAAAAAUUGGCUGAGCUGCAAACGGUGAAGCACUCGAAAGACAAGGUCAUUGUGGACGACCGCCAGCAACGCGUGCAGCAGAUGGUUCAUCUGCAGAGGGACAUGGCCAAGCAGGGAUCUGGAUCGGCGGCAGUGACGACUGUAAAUCCAUUUGGAUCUCCAACACCACUAGCAGCAGCCAGUCAACCUCCACAUGGCGGGGAUCUAUCCCAAGCCGCGCCUCAUUCGCCCACGAUGGGUCUCAUGGACUGGAUUCUGGGCAACAAGAUUGAGGACGACAGUCAGCAUGCCUCCAACUGAUCGCAGGAGCACGCUGCCAUUCUCCCCCAAAAGGCAUCGCUAGAUCUAUAACUACGAAUCAUUACUAUAAUUUCGCCUUCAACUUCGUUUCCUUGGCGAUAGCGAUAGCUACAGCGUUAGUUUUUAAUUUUCUAUAUUGCGUACCUUGGCUAAACGAAAGCUAUUCGGAUGAUCAGAUCAUCCUCAAAGGAGAAGAUGAAACGAUUAAGAGAAUUCCGAUUUGUUCCAAUGCAAUAGGCAGUACCUUUUAUGUUGUAGAUAUGUAAAAAUUGUAUAAAAAAAGCAAAACGAAAAUACAAAAAAGAAAAAUGAAGAGUAAAAAAGAGAAAGGU